Messenger RNA from Girardinichthys multiradiatus, 3415 nucleotides. RefSeq names its product dynein, axonemal, intermediate chain 2b (gene dnai2b). The record is from RefSeq and is a predicted model, not a curated record. Gene Ontology annotation, molecular function: dynein heavy chain binding; dynein light chain binding; DNA-binding transcription factor activity. The coding region runs from base 78 to 2060 and encodes 660 amino acids. Gene Ontology annotation, biological process: outer dynein arm assembly; cilium movement; regulation of transcription by RNA polymerase II. NCBI's taxonomy places the organism in Eukaryota, Metazoa, Chordata, Actinopteri, Cyprinodontiformes, Goodeidae. The transcript is spliced from 2 exons. Gene Ontology annotation, cellular component: outer dynein arm.
CGUAGUUCCGUAUUUGGCAACGAUGGUAGGUUAGACACCUCAGGAGCAAAUUUGGCAGGUUUAAUAGUUUGUAAAGAAUGGAUCUACAUCCCGAUAAACCGUCAGUUCGGUCGGAACACGCAGCCACCCUGCAGGUGUUUGAAGUAAAGACUCCUGAUCAGACUAUUACAAGCUCCAGGUUGGACCAGGAUGACAAGCUUUAUAAAGAUAUAAAAAAGAAGCUGCAUUCUCCUCAGAGACGAACAGAAGCAGAUGUAGAUGAGUUAUCAUUCAAACGUACUAGUGUUUUUAAACCUGUAAGUGAAGACUAUAUCGAGGACAUGAAAAACUGCCACUCUGUGCAGCAGAGUUUAAAUAGUCAAAUAAAGGAAGAAGCAAGUGAUUCGGAAAGCCAUCCUGACAUGAAACACCUUAGCUGCUUUUUCUGUGCAGCAGAAUUUACAUCAGGAGGUCUGUUGACGAUACACACGUCUGGUCAUACGGGAGAGAAGCUGCUAACCUGCAUUAUCUGCAAAAAAACUUUCAACUCCGAGUCAGAACUUGUUAAUCAUGAGUGCGGGUCUCUUGAGCACCCUCAGAGCCAAACCGAAGAACUGAUUCCAGCAAACAAACUGCUCUGCUGCUCUCAGUGUGGAGAAGGGUUCUCCAUGAGUGAAGACCUAAACCUUCACCUCAGACUGCAUUCGAGAGGAAAACUGUUCAGUUGUUCGGUCUGUAACACCAGCUGUAUUGACAGAGACACGCUGAUUCAACACAUGAGACUCCACACCAGACAAACACAGUUCACCUGCCAUGUCUGUGGGAAAGACUUUGCCUGGAGGAGGCACCUGACCAAACAUAUGGAGGUGCACAGGAAAAGGAAGAAGGUCUUCCGCUGCAGAGCGUGUGGUGCUGAAUUUCGUACCUAUUAUUUGCUGUCUAAACACAAAGGUGUCCAUCAGAUAUCAGAGCUUCCUCAGGGCCAGACUGAGGAGAACAAAGAGGAGGCGACAGCUGACGGGGAUGACUUUGGAGGAAGAGAACCAGCAGAAUCAGAUUCUGAUUUGCUAAAUGAGACCAACAUGGAGGUUUCAGCAUCUUUUAAAACUGAAAAUGACUUUUGGAGAGAUUCUAGUCAACAUCUGCCAAAUUUACCCACUAAGGGACUUAACAAUGUCUCUCAGACUGACAAGAAAACCACUUUUCAUACAAUGACACAGAAGGAGGUAAAGGAGGAGUAUUCAGAGCCUCCACAGAUAAAAGAAGAAGAGGAGGAGACCGAGAUCGGCAGGUUCGCUUUCAGUCCUGUGCAGAUAAAGACUGAAGAAAACGAAGAGAAGCCUCAGUCCUUAAAACGUCAUCAUUCUCAGACUGAGGAGCAUAAAGACUAUUUGGAAGAAGGAGAACCAGGUAAAACGGAGAAGACCUCAGAUUUGUCUGACCCUGACACAGACGACAGCGAAUGUUGGAAACCAAGAGGAAAACUUGGGUCAGGUUCGAACUCAGAAAGUGAUUCUGGCCGAAAUCCGUCCAGCUGCUCCAAUAACAAACCAUCAGAGUCUCUGCAACCCGAGAGCGACGACAGCGUUGACAGCGACUUCUGGAAGGACUACAAGAAGCCACAGUCGAGCUCAAACCCAGCGAGACAAGAACCAUCAGAGAAAGGAGUGAAAUAUGUGACGGACUUAAAGCCGUACAGCUGCCCUCAGUGCAGCAAAGCGUUCCGCUACAGUUCCUAUCUGAAGAUUCACAUGAAACAGCACACAGAGAGGUACUUCUGUUCCAUCUGUGGACACAAAUCCACCUCCAGUUCAAACCUGAAGGUUCACAUAAGAACGCACACCGGAGAGAAACCGUUUAGCUGCUCGGUUUGUGGUAAAAAAUACACAAACAAGGCGAGCAUGCUGUCCCAUAUGUCUGUCCAUGAUGCGGAAAGGAAAUACAACUGCGAUGUGUGUAAGAAAAGCUUCGCUUGGUACACGGAGCUCAAAUACCAUCAGUGUGUUGGUGAGUCAUCAGGUGAACAAACGCAUGAGGAAGAUGCAAGCAUCAAUCUGAAACGGCACACUUUAUACAGCUGAAAGGAUUCAUCUGCAGAAGUUGGUUGAAUGAUUGUUUAAAAACUUGUAUAAUUCACUUAUUUCCUUAAAGGUAAAUAUGCUUUUGGAAGCUUCUUGAAACAGUGAGGCUUUUCCUGACCAAUAUUUUCUAUAAAGGUUCAUUGUUUAAAGGUUCAUUGUUUAAAGAAAUGCUCAGUAGUGCCCCCGUCUGAGGAAAAAAAUUAAAGGCAAGAAUUAACAAAGUUAUUUAAAAUUGUUAUGGCCUUACAAUGUUAUAGCAUCGUUUCGCAUCCUGAGGAGCUGGUCCAGCUCAGAGUUAGCAGGGAAAUCUGCUUUCACAACUGAACGAUUACAGUCCUGGUCGAAGGUUAACAUCCAGUCAUCAUGGGAAGGAAUGUGAAAUUAAUCUGAGGCUUUUAAGGACUUAUGUGAGCCAUCGUUUUUCCAGGGUGGAACAAUCAUACUUCUCUUAAAUUAGGUGAGAAAUGUUUGAAUUUAUUGCAGAGGUUUUUAUGUCUAUAUUUGAGCCUGCAUUUCUAAAAACAGGCUCAAAUAUAGACAUAAACCUCCUUUGGAGUUGUGUAAUCAGCCAAUUAAUUUCAGGUCAUAAUAUAAGGACUUAGAUAAAUUUGAUUGUUUUUUUUUUUUCUUUGAUCAAGCAACCAUUACCCCCAUUAAGAGUUGGUUAUAUGUCCUUUAAUGAGUUGCACACGGAACAAACACUUUUUGCCACAUUUAUCAAGCUUCCAGCAUCACUUUGGUUGGAUAUUUAAGCUCAAUUCUUGGAAGAAUUGGUAAAGUUAAUUUAAAUUUGUUGGUUUCUUCAUACAGGCUACAGCUUUUAGAUAUAGUCCCCACCAUUUCAGUUUUAAUAAUCUGAGGUUAGGGCUUUGAUUGGACGUCUUUGGAGCUUAAUGUAGACUUUCUUUAUCCUGGCUUGGGAUCAUUGUUCUGUUGCAACACCCAGUUUCCCAAACUGCAGUCCAACAUUUUUACAGUAGAGCAUAUAAAUGUAUGUAUUUAUUUAACGAAGUUCUGUUAAGUUUGAAAUUAAGAACAAAGACAAACCACUUGAUCUUUUAUCCUCUGACCUGAGAAUGAAUUUAUAUCACGAGAAAUAAAUGUUUUCUGUUAUUCAGCUGUUUCAUACAUUUAUCUCAAUAUGAUGAGCUUUCACACUCUGAAAUAGACUGAAAGGGAAGCUUGAAAUAAAAUUAUGUGUAAAAAUGGACAUUAUGAUAAAUUCUGUAAUAAAGACCUUAUAUAAUUUCAAAAUGAAGAUGAAAUAUUGCUACAGAGAAGCUGUAGUUCUGCUUGUAUCGGGCAAAAAAAUAAUAAGUGUGAUAUUCAUUAAAUAGUGUUUUUAUUUGUUUCAA